AUGGGUCUCGCCGGUGCAAAGAACAAACGGAGACUCGGCAACGAUCCGAAUAACAACAGAUGGAUGCGCAACACCGAAUCUUUUGGCCAGAAGAUGCUGCGGUCGCAGGGGUGGGAGCCGGGCCAGUACCUCGGAGCCAAGGACGCGGCGCAUGCCGAAAACUAUGGAGCUGCCAGCGCAUCGCAUAUCCAGGUCACCUUGAAGGACGACACCCUCGGUCUUGGAGCCAAACGAAACAAUGGAGACGAGUGCACAGGACUGUUCGACUUCCAACACUUGCUCGGGAGACUCAACGGCAAGAGCGAGGAGGCGCUGGAGAGUGAGCUGAAGAAGCGCGAGGAUCUAAAGAUGAACUCAUACCUUGAGCGGAGAUUAGGGACGAUUCGCUUCGUUAGGGGCGGUUGGUUGGUGGGAGAUGUGUUGAAGGAGGAGCCACAAGAGGGUGCCGACAAGGGCGAGGUCAAUGGUGCUCAGGAGAGUUCCGAGGAGUCCACAGAAGAGAGCGCCGAGACAGAAGCCUCGGAGCCUUCAGAUCUCCCAUCAAAAAAGCGCAAGGCCGACGAGAACACAGAAAAGGACGACGAGAAGGCGCGCAAGAAGGAGAAGAAGUUCAAGAAGAGGAAAACUGAAUCUGAUGUUGAAACAGACAGUGCCGGCUCGAAGGAGAAGAAGAAGGACAAAAAGUCGAAGAAACGCAAGGUGGACUCGGCGGAAAGCGACACAGAGCCAACCAAGUCGGAGAAGUCGAGCAAGCGGGAGAAGCAGAAGAGCGAGUCUCCAGAAGAGGAGGUAGACACAUCGGCUGAGGAUGCUAAGAAGGCGAAGAAGGAGAAGAAGAAGGAAAGGAAGGAGAAGAAAGAAAAGAAAGAGAAGAAGGACAAGAAAGACAAGAACAAGAAGGACAAGCCAGUGUCAGAAUCAGGUUCAGAGGCUGGCGCAAGCAGUUCCAAGGAGAAGAAGCGCAAAAAAGAGGAGAGUGUCACCCCGGCAGUUGAAAGCGAUGCGUCAACGCCAACUGGGAGCGGUUACUCGACGCCUGUGACUACGAAUACCCGCUACCUGGCAAGGUCACGGUUUAUUGCCCAGAAGAAGAUGGCCUUUGCAGAUAGUGCGGCGCUCAAUCAGAUCUUCAUGAUCAAGUCCUAG
This is a messenger RNA of Podospora anserina S mat+, 1146 nucleotides long. RefSeq lists its product as uncharacterized. Gene Ontology annotation, molecular function: nucleic acid binding. The coding region runs from base 1 to 1146 and encodes 381 amino acids. The transcript is spliced from 3 exons. The record is from RefSeq and is a predicted model, not a curated record. NCBI's taxonomy places the organism in Eukaryota, Fungi, Ascomycota, Sordariomycetes, Sordariales, Podosporaceae.